AGCAGUUAAAACUCUCCUAGCUGAAUGCAAGGAUAGUUCACGAAAAAAAAAAUAUGCUCCAUAGAUUUCACAUAUUAUGUUACUGAAACUCGACGUCCUUUCUUCGACUACGAUCAAAAGAAAGAAACCGUGGCCGACUUUGUCUUGGCUUGGCAAGGAUGUUGGAGAUCUGUACCUGUUUGACUCACGCCGCCUCAGUCAACUGUAUUUGCCUUCAGGAAAAACAAGGAAAAAAAUUCCUGCAAUACAAAAUUAUCUGGACGAUGUGCAAGGCUUCGGAAUCUCAGCUAAUGGUUUUUUCGUGGCUGGAGCAUUAAAUUCAGGCAAAGUCUUUAUCUGGAACAAAAAAUUAGGAACAGUCAAGUUGACAGCUGUGUUGGACAAGAUAAGAAAUGUGCAGCCUGGAACAAGACAAACCAGCCCUCGGCUGUACAUUUCAGACUGUGGCAAAAAAGUUGUUCUUCUGUCUGGAUUUCGUCACAUUUUUCUUUGGGAAACACAGAACAACAAUGAUCUUGUGAACAGUACUGGUGCAGUUGGAGACAUCUUGCGAGGCACAUGGCAUCAGAUUCAGUGUGGAGGUUAUGUUCUUCCUCAUGAAAAGGACAAAGAAACAGCAAUUGAUGGAGUCUUCUUUGUUGAUCCAGUUUGUGGUACAUCCUUUUCAUUAUCCUGGGUUUUCAACUUGGGUGACAGAAUCCAUGUCACAACACUUCACCUGCUAUGGCAAGGAAAAAGCUACACCUUUCAGGAGGGAGUCUCCAACCCUCAGAUUGAAGAAGGUCUAGAUCCCCCCUUCUCUGCCACAUGGCAAACCUUCAAACACUCCUUGUGCAAUCUGACACCUGCUGAAAGAGUCAUGAAGAGCAGAAAGGCCUACAUUGCCAGAAUAUCUCCAGAUGGCCAAGUCAUGGUGUUGGCCAUGAAUCAGAAGUUUGCUGCACACAACAGAGUCAUGUUUUACUCACUGUCACAGACUGCCGUGGCUGUGAUUGCUGACUUGAAGGACUGUGGAGCCAAAAAGAAUGUUAAUGGCCAUUCACCUGUUGGGAAAUCUUGGUGGAUUGCAGACAUGGCUUGGACCAGAGACAGCCUUCUGGUGCUCUGUAUCACGCGCCGUGGCUCUGUAGCUGUUUUAAGUAAGCUUGGAGAACCUCUAGAGAUUUGUACAGAAGGUUGUUCUUUGCAUACAGGUCCUUCUCUGUUUCUUCCUCUCCACCCCAAGAUAACAUUUCAGAAGUCCGCAAAUGGUUUUCAUUCAGACUCCUCAGAGUCCUGUACUUCAGAAAAGGAUCCUCUCUCCCAGAGGUUCUCUGUGUCUGUCCAUCCUCACCUGCCUGUUGUUUUGAGCUCCGAUGGUUACCUGGUAACAGUGAUGCAGCUGCCGUCUCUCGCCAGUUACCAUGGCAUUAUGACAAGCUUCAUGAGAGACAUCACAAGACUAGUUCCAGACCUUGAUGUAGAGCUUCAACCGGGCACUUUGUCCCGCGUGUCAUCUGUGAGUAGAAUCAGCAUUCUGCAAUCAGAAGUGAACGCAACCCGUGGAAUGGCUUCUACAGAGCUUUUAUCAGAUGCUCCAAGUGAAAAUAAUUCGUCUGGGUCAUCUUCUGUUGUCCCAGGUUAUGGCCUUGCAACUGGAGAUCAAGGUAUGAGUUUCUUUGGACUCCAUGACCCAGAACUCGACAGCUCCCCUCCAGAAUACACACCUGGAAGCCUAGACGCUAUCUCUCGUGCCCAGAGCCUCUCCAUCAUUGCUCUUGCUCUGGGGUCCGCUUGUGGGAUGAAUUGGAAACAAGACGUUGGCCCUGCAAUGGACCUCACAGUCAACGUUGUGAUAAAAUUCUUUCAAUUUCUUCUUCGAAAUUCGGACCGCAUUCCACAAUCGCUUCGUUCGGCUAGGGCGCUUUCAUCUUCUCCUGGUGAUUUAUCAAAACGGCGAAGUCCCAGCCCAGUUUUAGACUCCCAGCUUUCCAAGGCGUUGCUGUAUUUUCGGACAGCGUUGGAAGUUUUCCAGUGGGAUGCCACACACAGAAACGUAUUCUCGUGGGCCUUCCAUCUCACUCAUGGCAUCGUGAAAGAAAUUCUACUCUUAAGAGACUCGAGCGUUGUUUACAGAGUUAGCAAUUCCAUGAGAGUGUUGAGGUUAGCCGAGCGUUUGCUUAAUCUAUCGUACUCGUCAAGCAGUGAAAAAGUAUCGGAUUUGCCCAUCAAUCGAUCUGCUCAGGAAAGUCAGGUUAAUCUCGGAGCUGAUUUGAAGAGGAUACAGGAUGAUGUCAAUAAAGCAGCUGAAUCACAAGGAACUGCUGCUUUGACGGGAAAUGAUGGCAGCAUUUCAAAUUUAGACGCGCAUCAGCGAACUGUGUGUCAGACGCAUCUCACUGGGUCGUGGCUUUUGCUGUAUAAAUUCACCUCCGACGUGUGCAAGAAGAUGCAGAAGCGCCGGACUUCGUUGUUCUCGGCGCAAGAAGGAGAAACCAGAGGAAGCAUUGAAACACAAAUGGUCGAGCUGCUAUGUAAGAUUCAGGAAAAACUUCAACUGUUGGAUGUCAGAAUCCCAAGUGAUUAUACCACAAAGCCAGAGAAUUUCGAAGAUGUCAGCGCUUAUUUAGAUGGCAGCUUUCAAAACUUAUCGCAAGAGGGGCUUCAGGAUUCUUUGUUUUCAAGGCGGCGGUCAAGCGUACAGGGAGGGACAAGCCAAGAGUAUAAUCCCGAAAAGUCCCGUAAGUAUGAGUCACCCUAUAGAGAAAGCACUGAAAGUCUUAAUUCCCCCGCACGGCUGUAUACCACAGGAAGCCCAAGUGGCAAUGUGACUGAACAGGACUCCAAGACUCUUUUGUCGAUUCUCUAUAUUCAGCUUCAGCAGUACGAUCUUAGGUCUGCUCUUGAUCUUGCCUACUCAUUACUCGAACCGUCGCUUUCGUGCGAUGAAUUUCAAAACAGUGCACACUUUUCUCUGCUUCCCAGCGCGCCAAGCUCGUUUCAAAGGAGUAGCCAUCAUCCAAAUUCAAAUCAACUCAUGGAGGUUCUACUUCAAAACUAUCCUGUUGCACGAGUCGCGGAUAACAGAGGUAUCAAAGUGGUGCAAACGCUUGCAAGGUUCAUGUCGGCUUAUUUUUCAAAUCUUUCUCUCUAUGUUUAUCCUCCCUACCAACCGACUGAGCUUCCACCAUUCCAUGAACUUUCUUUCGAUAAAAACACGAAUGAAGAUUCUGAAGACCGUUCUCAAGUAACGGAACGUAUUGGGCUUGAUAGGGCCAAAGUAGCACAAGCUGUGCGAGACCAGGGUGUUUAUGAGCUUUGGAGUGCCAACAGCACCGUAGAACUGUUGCUUGUAUCAGGGCUUAUAUUGGAAGCAGCCUGGUUAGCUAAGAAUUUGGGUGACUGGAAAAACGCGUUGUUGUUGUCUUUCGCAAGCCAAGUCGUGACUUCUAGAUUAUCCGAAAGUGAGACACAUCAACAAAGUCAACGUAUGUUCCCUCAACCACCGAAAGAGAUCACUACUCACGCCAUUGCAUUUUCAAGACUGAGUCCUUCGUUCAAGCAAACUAUUUCAGCCGCUGAAGAGCGAGCAGAUAGCUUGGCCGAAGAAAAGCCAGCUCUUCAUUCUUCGAAGGGUCAAAGGUCAAUUAAGCACGUUGUGGUGGAUGUCGGAACAGAGGCGGAUGACAAACUUGUGAAAGAAGUUUCUCGGGUUUUUGAGGCGGGACUGGUGGCGAAUCUCGACUUAGUGCCGUUAAUUUUCACUGGUUUGGUGAGCCAGUUGAAGAAUAUGACGUCAAUGUUUGAGUGGAUUGUACCCGAGGAAUUCUAUCUGCCCUUUCCACCGUCUUUCUGUCCACAACCGAUGAAUGCCAAGAAGGAAACUUUGUCACCUCUAGCAGAAAAAGAAGAGAGGCUCCGCUCUGAAGUGGCCAACAUUGUACAGAAGAUCUUUCUUCUGCUCAAAGCUUCUAACUGUUUGGUUCCAUGCGUGAGGUGGUACACAGAACAGCUUGUCAGCACGUCAGAGAACUGGUACAAUGUGAUAAGAACUGAUGCAGACUUUCCAGUACCUUCUUCAUUGGCUGGGUAUGCUGAUCGUGGAUUUAGUUUCCGUGACAUUGAAGCAGACAAAUCCAGUCAUGUGUCUCCGAAGAAAAAAGGGAAAAGAAAGCCUGAGGCAGCCUCCAGUGAAGAACAAAGGAGAACUUAUUAUAAACCGCCAUCUUCGAUUGGAGGUGCGCAGUGCGGUUUUCGUGAUUUCUGUGCGAUUAUGUGGCUAUUACACGCACGGGAUAAGAUGAGCAAAUCAUCCAGGAAAUUCAGAGAGCUAAGGAGCCAGUCUACAGGUAGUGAGGAGGAGGCCACAACAAUCCAUUCAAUUUGUUGGGAGACCCUGCUGUGGACCACGAGAUUAGCUCCCUUCAGCUCUUUACUUGGAGCCACAGACAAGAUCAUCGACACUUUGCUGACCUUGUUGUCGGAGCUGCCUCCUAGUACAGCAACAGCAGAACUUACAGCUCAGUUCUUCAACAACCCAGACGUGGUCCAGACAGCGAGUGGAAGAGCAAAGCUGAAGCGCCUCAUGGCCCAGUUUAGAGGAGUCACUGUGGGAGAAGACAACGACACAGACCGCCAAGACGAACCCCUGUCAGUUUUUUAUCGUAAGAAGUGCAUGGAUUGGGAAGAAGAAAUGGAUGAAAGAGAAAAACUCUUCGGCAAGGUUUGUGAUCAGUUUUUCGACAUUAAGGAGGCUUCCGGGAACAAAUCAGCCGAUGAUGAAGUAGAAGCCAUAAUGCAUGAUGGUGGAGGUUUGGCAGUUGGAACGGCCUUGUUUGAGACGCAGCCAUCUUAUUUUCAGUUUCUGGAUACUUUUUUCAUGAUAACUGUGUCCAAAACUGUGAUGACUUAUCAUAGUAAGGCAACAUAUCCCGUGCCACUGUUGUCCUCCUACAACAAACAGCUGUUAGUUUCAGACACUAAGUCACUUUCGGUGCUGCAACAGAAGACACACAAUGAUACCCCAGCCAGACCCAUCAAGGGCCCCUCUAGUCUUUUCAGAAGUCAAAGCUUUACAGAUGUGCGUUCCUCCAGACCCAAACCAGUGACCACAACCUCAACUAUGGGGUCUGAAACGGAGAUAAAACGCAGCAGUAGCUUAAAUGAUGUAGCUAGCUUGGGCUUCCUCCCUGGGAUUCGGACCCUUGGGAGUCAGCUACUUGAGCUUCUUCCUAGUCUGACCUGGCUCAGUCGCUGGACCAUGGAAGGUUCAUCUUUACCUUCGAGUAACUUCAAUCGCAGCGCUCCUGGUGGCACCGAGUCGCUUCCAGUGAUGCGGGUUAAUGUCUCGCUUCCACUUCUGGUGAAUAGUUUAUGGUGUUUGCAAAAUGUUUAUUGGCCAUGGAUGUUGGAUACAGAGGUCAUAGUUGAUAUCAAGGUCAAAAGACCAAAGAUUUCUCCGCAGAAACAACCAAUACGUGACGUUAGAGAGCGCUCGCCUGUUUCAACAGACGUAGCCACGCCACCAAGACCCUUACGGAAAGUUCUAAGUGACUCCAAUCUCCAAAGAUCUGAAAACAAUUCGGCGAAACGAAAUAGUAUUGCUGGUGAAGGAAGAGGGUUACAAGGCGAUUACGGUUAUCAGUCAACGCCGGAUAUGCUAAAACGAUCUCAAAGUGAUUUGAAGACUUCUACGCGGAGAGAAAAAACAGUGUCAAGUAGGGAAUUCCCAGCACAAGCCCAGAAAGAAGGGACAGAACUCUCAAGGCCACCUCGAAAGGAUUUUCAACGCAUUAGAAACCUUGAUCGCAUUCCCAAAUCGAACAGUGAACCAAACAUCCCGAAUAUUAUUAUACAUAGUCCCACAACGGACGAAGAAAAGGAUUUGAGUGGCGCGUAUAAAAAGCGACACUCGCUGCGAGUCAAUGGGAAAAGUGACUUCCCUGGUAGCCCGACGACUUAUCACUCUGAUCCAGAGUUAACUUCUUCUGUCAAACAAGUCGUAACUUCUACUCCUGCUAAGUCUAAACGUUCACGGAAAAGUAAAAGAAAGGAACACAAACAGGAAAAAAUGACGAAUGAAAGCGAUCAGCCUGGAAACAAAAGACGAGAGGAAGAUUUGGUUGAUUGGAAAAUACCAGAGCGCGAUGACAUAGCACAGAUACACCGACCAUCUUUAGCAGCUGAAGAAAAAUCAAUCCCCACCCAUCCCAUGAUUAGAACAGCUCCGUCACGUCAAGGAAAAAGAAAAAAGAAAUCUUCACGAGAGCAGAAAGAGCCGCAAGAUAUCGAUGGCGUGGUCACAAAGGACUUUGAUGGCGAGGUCCCUCAGGAAUUGGAUGACGUGGUCACUAAGGACGUGCAGCCAAGAAUCACAGUAGAUUCAAAUGAGAAGAGUCAGUCCUCGGCAAUGACGGUACCAGUGUCUCAAAGUCAGAUGGAACUGGUUCUUGUUGUGAGGCCUGGUGUUGGUAGUGAUGCUGGUGACACUGUGCAGGCUGGUAUGCCUGUUCUUCGUAUACCAACAAUGCUGGGGAACGUUCAAAGCUCAGAAUUAAACAUACCAACCCCCUCUGGCAACAAUGGACAAACAACCCGUGCGGAAACGGCGUCGCAAACGGAUCAUAAGGGAAUGACGUCAUCGGGCUCUCAAAUGCCAGUGCAUUCUGGGAUUUCAGCUGGGCAAGGUCACAUGCAUCGCGAAUCUGAUCAAAGUAUUGAUAAUCGUGUUGAUGUGCAGAUUGUGGCAAAAACCGCCUCGGUUCAAACUGAAUCAGGAGUGGAACCAAAACCGGAAGGUCCCUUGCCUUUAUUCCCUUUGUUACAACAGCAGCAAGCCUCUAUACUGCAGAAUCAACUUUACUACCCUACAAGCAAUCCGCAACCACCAACAUCACAGUAUCAAGAUCAAAAUAGAGCUUCUUUACCUUUGCUUCGUUUUCCAUUUUCUGACGCAUCUUGCAAACUUGACCUGAGCAAGAUGAGGCUUCUUGAAAUUCCAAAGCGAGGUACGGACCACUCUUUGUUGCAGUUACCCGAAUCAAAACCGUCAACAACUGAAUCUGGUAUCCCAGAUUUGAGCAAAAUCAAACUCUUGGAAUUUCAACCCAGGAGAGAACUUUGGAAGAGUACCGCCGAACCAAAAGGACAUGGCACUGCACCCAACAACUGGGCCUUACUACGUAUGCCUAAAAAUCAAGCAUCCUCAAAUGGAGUUGACUUAAGAAAAUUGAAACUUUUGGAAAAUCCGCCUACACUUCGUGAAGCAUGGCCGCUUUUAGAAGCUCCAAGGAAAGCGGAAACACCGAAGCUUAUUCCUUUAGAGAAAAUAUUAGCAUUUGAGAAGGAUCUGAGGGAAAAACUUGCACCAUUCAGCAAACGCACGCGUCACUGGCAAGAAAAGGAGAACAUCCAACCCAAUGAGGAAAAUAAACUGAGGCAACCUCAGAAGAUUGUUGAACAAGAAAACAGGAGAAAUACAGUUUCAAGACAAAGAAGAAGGCAGGCUUUGGAAAAGCCGACUAGACCUCGUUCUUCGUCUCCCGUUUUUAAAAGCAGGCCAGGAGGAAAACUUUCUCGCAACAAGUCCAUUCAGGGAAAGAUUAUAACAGUGCAACCCGUGAAAAGAGCAAGAAGAGUCGAUAAAGAACCUCCUAAGAGGCAAAAACCGGCGAAAGAACCAGCUUCUAAGAAACCAAAAUCAGCUAAAGAGCAAUCAGUACAGAAACCCAUUUCAAGGAAGGAUUCUAAAAAACAGGUUAGCUUGAGUGAGAGCGAGUUGGAAUUAUCCGAGAUUUCUGAUCAGGCUUGGGAUGUUUCUGAAGAAGAAAAGUAUUUCCGGGUUGAGAAAAGUCCAGAACCUUUUUCUUUCCGGGAGCACGGGGACCAAGGAAACAGGGGCGUAAAAAAGGGUAAAGAAAGAGGGGAGAAGGAAUCCAAGCCCGAAGGAUUCGGGGAAGAAAUACCAGGCCCCCCGUCUAUGCGGCAUAUGAAAGAAAGAAUUGGACGGAAGCUUCACGAAGUUGAUCAGCAAAUGUCUGCUUAUCGCAGUGGAAGUCCCAGUUGGAAGUCUCUUUUUGAAACUGCACGGCAGGAGACUGGUGAUGAACGACAAGGAACGAAGGCCUACGAACGUCGACAACCGCGGAGAACCAUUGGAAUUCAAGUUGACGAAGUUAGAAGAUCUCCCCAGGAUGAUCCCGUGGGUUUUCUUCAUCCGGGCAUGCUCGAUCGUGGUGCAACUAAUAUUUUGAAAGUUAGUUCCAGCUCGCAAACAGAGCAAGCUUCCGCGCAGCCGUUACCAAGGAGAGACUUGGUAACGUCUGGUAUUCAAACGGAUAAAGGGGGUGUUGAUUCGGAUCACGUGACAUCUCACGCACCUAUCUUGCCGCCAGACAUCUUUUUGAACCUUCAAAUGCCCAAACCUUAUCAAGAAAACCAAGUGGGUGUUGACGUGAUAGAUAGGUCUCGAGAUCUCCACCCAGUUGAUGAUGACGAAACUGUCAUUGACAAACCUCUCUCUAAGCGAGGAAUCGAUAAGGGAAGGGAGCCUGGUGAUGUUGCCCCUGCUGUUUCAAAGCUUACUGGGGUGUCCAGGGGGAGGCAGUUCCUUAGUGUAGCUGAUAUAGAUCAUGAUCAGUGGUUGGAAGUUCAGAGUACCCCUAUGACGUCUGCAAACGAAAUAGACCCGGAAAAAGAAGGAAAGGGAGAGGAAAUUGUUGAUCAGCAGGUUGAGCUUCCAUCGGAAAAAGUAUCAUCAGAAAAUCAAAGCUACCAAUCGGAAGAAGAGGAGUAUAAAGAUAAACAAGAGAACGUGAAGUAUACAGAGGGACCUGAUAAGCUUACAGUAGAAAUAAUGGACUCUACGGACGAUCCUGUGCAAAGAUUCUACCCGUCACCAUUUCCAGCAGCCUCUCGGUCAAGUGCGAGAGCAGUGUCUACACAAGUCCUUAACGAGAGAAUGAAGGAAAUGAGUGAGAGGAUUGAAGCAAUGGAUCAAAUCACACAGAACAUGGAUAGAGAGUUCAAAAGCUCGCGCGUACUUCUCUCUGCUAUUCAAAGUAUUGAUGAAGUACUUAAUCCAUCGUCAAGAGCAUCUUCUGCUGAAGUGAUGUCUUCAAGAGGAUCCGUUGGUUCGCGUAGGGAAAAGCCUCGGAGAUGGGGCGACACUGCUCCUUGGAGAAGGAAAAUAAAUGCUGCGGUUGGUAAACCACCAACUACAAUGGCGUCACAUUCUGAAGGUGUGGAAGACAGCAUAGAUGUCCAUGCAGACCCUGUAGAUAAGACCGAGGAUGUAGCUUCCGAAGCUGAUAUUAAGGAUGAAAAAGAAGACAUUGAGGAAAAACUUAGCAGUGGAGGAGAUGAACAGGAUGACCAGGAAGGCUUACGUCAGGAGGAACAAGGCGAAGAUUUGAUGGUCGCUUCUGGUGAAAGUGAAGAAAUCGCUUCAAAUCGAGAAGUGGAUGAUGAAUCCAAACUUGAGCAGAGUUUUCAACCUAAGGAAGGGGCAUCUGUCGAAAAGCGUGGAGUACCUUCAUCCAUGCCACGUGAUGAAACGAGGAAGGAAAAAGCCCGACCGUUGUCUCAGCUGGAGUCAUUGACAUUAUCACAAGAUAAACUGAGAGAGGUAUUCCAAGUUAAAGAUGCGACACGAAGUCGCAGGGACCCCAGCCCCGAUGCCAGGCAACACCUGAAAGAAUGGAUGAACCAAAAACGUUCAGAGAGAAAAGCGGAGUGGAGAGGUCGGCAGGAAGAGCUGAGAGCGCAGGAAUACCAACCAUUUUUGUCUCCCACUCAGGGCUCUACAAGUUUUAAAAAGAUUAAGUUGAUGGACAAGGAGAGAAGCGCGAAACGCAGGAAAAACGAAGACCAGUAUAAAAAACAAAGGAUCGAAUCGGCGUCCAAUCUUCUCUCUGAGAUGCUAGCCGAGCCAGUUCCCAAGCCGACGGAUCGUAAACCAAACCUUCGAUACGCAGGCAGCGUGAACACGCGCUACUCAACUUCACUUGCGGAGAAAAAGAAGCGGACAAGUGAUCGAUACAAAAAUUUACCGAAAGCAAAGUCUAGAGGUAAACGGGUGCGACAAGAUUUCGUGGAGAAACCAGUGAACAAGAAAGAAAAUCGUGUGCAGGAAAAACAAUCUCUCGUUCAUUCGCCGCAUCCUGAAGAGUUCUCGAGGAAAGCUCAGGUUUCAGUUAGAUCUCAAAAUACUUCUCGUCGUGAUUUUUUACAGACAAGCAGCCCAUCUGUUUCAGUUCAGGAAAACCUUUCGGAUCUGCUAGAAGGAAGUAUUGACGUUAAAAGUGGUAGAUUGGUCAAAGAAAAUCUACCUGCUGAGGACGAUUUUUGGCGCUCGAAUUCUCCGACUGGCGCCGAAUUUGUGACGAUACAAACGUAUCGGAGUUUCGCAAAGAAUCAACCAAAGAGGGUUAAAGCUAGAGAAGCAUCUAGGCGCAAGCUUCCCCUUGAGGGGAUAGGUGGGUAUGGCUUUUCGCAUCAGCCUCGAGGCACAGAUCACUUGGGAAGAACUUUCUCCAGGACACGCCAGACUGACCAUCUCCUCCCUGGGGUUAGAACGUUAGCCGAGAUAGAUCGUCUAAUAGAAGACAUUCCAGAUGAUGGCUCCACCAUGGAUCACGAGAGGCUUGAGGGAAUCGAAAGCUUGCUAGAAGGUGAUGAUGAACUGAGGGAGUUGUUGUCCGAUGUUAACUGGCGCGCUGAUGCUAAGCCUCAGAGGAGUGAUUUCGCAAGACCGACCCGAGGGUAUUCCGGCAUCGAAAAAGAUAACUGGCGAAGUAGUGAAUAUCAGAUCGACACACCUCGGAAUACUGAGCCUGCGGUUCCCACCGGCGGAAGAACAUUGUCAGAAUUUGAUGAUGACGUCAGCCCGUGGAAUACUAGAGAGAGCAUGCGCACGUCCGAGGAUGUUGCACAGCUCUUGGCCGAAGUGGACGAGGCCGUGGGAAAUAUGUCGGAGAGUAGUGGCAGUCUCAGAAGUCACAUUGAUUGGGAAGAAGUGGACAAAAUCAUGGAGGAAACGUAAAACUUGAGAGAAAUGUACCUUUGCAGAAUGUAAGGAAAAUUCGUAAGAUAAUAGCCACAAAUAUUUUGCUAGAACAUACCAAAAAAACCAAAUAGAUGUGGAAAAUAAGUGUUGUCUUUGCUUUCUGUAACACAAAAGUCGUAAGCAAGGAAUGAGUACUGAAUGCGCAUAUUUAUGGUAUGACUAUUUAAUUAUGGAAAGCCAUGAGAUGAUUGUAGGUGGCAAUCUCUUGGAAAGGCGCAAUGUUUACAUUUUCCGUUCGCCCGGCCAAACAAAUCGCUACAGACAAGAACUAAUGCACGUGAUAACCCCAAAUCCAAGGACAUUUUAUUUCAAAAGUGGAAAGACAAGACUUGAUCAUGAUCAAGUAAUUUAGUAUUCAGUAUUAAAAGCCAAACCAGCAAUAAAUAAUUAUUUGCUGAGACCAUUCCAUUAAAAAAAUUAUAUGAUUAAAGAAGUCAAGAACAACUAUGUUGUUAAGUUUCAAAACAGCAAAAUUUUAACUAUGCUGACAUUUCCAUCGCACAAAUGAUUUUAAAAAUAUCAAGUUCGCAGUAGUUCAUUGCAAUAAUGCGUCACCAAAGUUUUCAACUGGUCCGCAAAUUGUUGAAAACUAUCAAGUCUGAACUAGGUUUACUUAGAAAUAUCUCUUGUGAAUUCAUUCCAGAAUGUCAUAGCAAAUAUUAUCGCUGCUGAAUCUCAGCUGCAGGAAUGAGUCCAUCCAUACUGGGUCAUGUGUGGCAGUUUGCUUCAAGCGUUUUGCAUUAGAAUGCAGUAGUCUUUUCAAUAGAACUUGACCCUACAAAAGAGGAAAUAUCGUUUCAUAGGUUAUACUAAGUGCAGGGGCGGAGGAGACUGGGGGAUAAAGCUAAGCAAUACUAUGACCUUUGUUGAAAGGCAGCAAGAUAUGCUUUAAUUCGCGUAGCUUCAGAGGCUUAUCCCGAUUUUUGUAAAUGAAUGAUUUCUUAGAGUAUUGCUACGCUUUCAUUAUGGCAUGACAGUUUAAUUAGGGUCUUUACCCGGAGAUAUGCUUAGAUUUCCUUGACAUUUUUCCGGCUUGGUAACCAUCCUGAUGGGCAGGCACUAAGAGAGUUACGUUACUUGCCCAGUAGCAUAACACUCGGCCAGGUUCGAACACAAGACUUUUGACACGAAGGGUUAAAUGCUAACGAGAAAAAAAAAACAGCUAUUCUCCCUUCAGCUAUUCAAAUUCAGAGUUGAAACCACGGCACACUUAAUUUGUUUCAGUUUGUUACCUCUUUUGUGACCUGCACCAUGGGACUUUCCUUUCUGCCCGCCAUCACUUGUUGUAAAAGCUCUUUGUAUUUUAAAGUAGUAGCUGUAGUAGCAGUUCCGUUGCCCUCUAAGGGAAAGGGUAUCUCUCUAUGGUCACAGAAGAGAACUUUCGCCAGUGGGACCUGUUGGUGACAGUAAAUGUUUUGCACGACAAUGGUGAAGUUUGGCGGACAAUCUUCUCCUGCAUCACGUGGCUCGUGAAUUGUGAAACAAUUAUUUUCCUACAGAUUGAGACCAAAGCAAAGACUUGAAAUCACGUUUGAUAGGUGUACAAGAGGAAAUAAUGGGGGCAUUAUUUUCUCUGGUAGUGUAUUGUCGGCCUUCACACGCACAUAUCCGACUAUUGUCCAAUAAGUCAUUAGUUUAGGUCAGGGUAUUAUGGACAACAUGGCUUUUCCUAUUUGCAUUCACAGAGCUUCGGGAGGAGUGAUUGCUGGUUAACAGUGGUAUUCAAAAACCACGAAAAUUAGGAAAAUGUUCUUAUUUAAUUUAUGAGCAAUAGGAAAAAAAAAAGUAAUUUGUGAUAUAUACGAAUUUUGGGAGAAUAAAUGUGUUGUGUGUACUCAUGCAAAAACCUGGGUAAGUUCAGGUUUUAGAUCCCUGGUUCCCUAGACCAGACUUCGAGCGAUU
Messenger RNA from Pocillopora verrucosa, 12946 nucleotides. RefSeq lists its product as uncharacterized. Lineage: Eukaryota; Metazoa; Cnidaria; Anthozoa; Scleractinia; Pocilloporidae. The record is from RefSeq and is a predicted model, not a curated record.